UUAAUAUAGCCCCACGAAACAGAAAAUUAAUGUUGGGGCGGUUACCAUUGUCAAUGCAUCAUAUAAUAAUCAUUAUAUAUGCACACCAGAUAACGUGAUCGGACUUAGAUCUCUGUGUUGGCUGUUGAGCAAAUAAUUAAGUAUUCAUGUACCUAAUCUCAAGUAUUUUCUAGUGACUACAAGGUGUUUGUCAAACGCAGAUUCUCAAGUGUCAAAUUAUGACAGCUUAUAUAAACGAUGUUAUACAGUAAUUCUUUGACCGGUUAGCCAAGAGUUAUAUAUACAACCUUGAUUUUUUCCUGGGGGAUCGAACACUCAACCUCCUUUUUUGAAAAGGGAAAAGAGCUUAUACUACUAAAUAUUUUGUGUAUGUGAACAUUGCAAUAAAGGUUUUUCUUUUAACAUAAUAUUUUUAAAGUUAAUUUGAGGUUCUUAGGUUUAAUUAAUAACCACCAAUAAAGGGUUUUAAAUUUUUUUUUUUUUAAACCCCAUGAUGCAAAUUUCAAUAUAUUGACUCGUCUUUAUGUAUCACCAAAGAAAUUAUGUGACAUCCACUGCAGGCCACCACCAUGUCCUUCAUCUACAGUAAAAACUGUGGAUUUAGUUGAGAGUAAUAAUAUUUAUGCUUACUUGUUUGGUCGAAGAAGUAACUGAGAUUCUUAUGUAGUAUUGUCAGCUAUACAAAUAAGUCAAGGAAAUAGACUAAAGAAUCAUUUUCUUUUGGAUGGUAGAGUGCGGUCAAUUUAUUGUAGGAUCCAAACCUGUUGGCUUCUGCCCGUAUGAACACAGACAUCGCGUUGCUUGUCACCCAAAAAAUGCUGCAAAAGCUUCAGCUUAAUAAUAUAUAUUAUUAAGGUAUGCUUAAUAAUAUAUCACAGCUAAUAAAGUAUAAUUAUUUUGGGAAUGGUGAUAUAUUUGUGCCAUAUUAAAAUUUAAGCAUAGUAUUUGCUCAAGUCUUAGCUAGCAUAACUUCAGCUUUUACCUUUUUUUAGUACCAAGUGAGUACACUAUAUUGUACUGUUGCCCACCUAAUUAUUUUAAAAGUAUAUUGUUAUAAUACGAUUCUUGUGAAUAUAUAUUUGAACCCUUGUUCCACGUUUGCCAAUUGCCAUGCAAGAAUCUUUUUCAAUAACAACCUUCCUCAGUACCUUGCAUCUACUGAAUGGUAAGAGAUCGAUGCUUCUAUAUGUAUACCACUAAUUAGUAGAUGCAAGGUACUGAGGAAGGUAGGUACAUAUAUACCUUCCUCAGUUCUCUACAACUAAUAAUUAUAGGUAUGAGCCCCAUGCUUUCAUAUAUGUAUAUAUAUAUAUAUAUAUACACACACACGCGCAUAUAUGUGUACAUACAUAUAUGUGUGUGUGUAUAUAUAUAAGGGGGCUAAUUUUGAACAAAAAAAAAGCCUCCCUCAUGACCAACACAGAAGAACAGGAGAAAAAUGGCUUCUUGGUCUGCUGAGAAUGCUACCAAAGCUUACCUCCAAACCCUUAAAAUGGGAAAGGGAGAAAACGAGCCUGAUGCAGCAGAGUUCAUUUCCGCGCUCGCUGCAGGCAACAAUAAGAAACUCAUGGUCACGGCAUGUGCAGGAACUGCUGGUUCCAUCAUACUAGCUUUAGUUGCCGCGGCACAUCAAACUGGUGGCCGUGUAGUGUGCAUCUUACCGGGGCCUAAUGAGCUGCAAGCAUCACAAAGUGCCUUGGGACACCAUGCACGUUGUAUCGAGUUUGUUGUAGGGGAUGCUGAGACACUACUGUCGAAGGACUACAAGAGUGGUGAUUUCAUACUCGUCGAUUGCAAUAUCAACAAUCUCAAAGGAGUUUUGGUGGUGGCGCAAAGGGCUGUAAGUCAUGGCGGUGCCCUAGUUGUAGGGUACAAUGCCCGUCACGAGGGGUCGUGGUUGAGUGAAUUGAAGGCACAAUUUUUACCCAUUGGAGAGGGGCUAAUGGUGGCUAAAACAGCUGCAGGGAGGAGAAUUGGUGGUGGUGGUGAGAAGAAGAGCCAUUGGGUAGUUGAAAUAGAUAAGCAUACAGGUGAGGAGCAUUUUUUUAGGAUCACAUCACCUUAGGGGAAAGAGACUGUUGAAGCUUAGCGCUAUUUAUUUGGUCAGAUUGAGACGGACACUACAAAAUUUAGUGGUACCAACUUCAAACAGUUAUUGUACAUAACAAACAUGUAAAAUACGAAUGGCUCUUUAAUUAAUUAUCUUGAGAGGUUAGAUGAUGAGUAUAUUUUAUUUGAAUUUGUUAUGCUUCGACUUUAAUUUCCAUGAAAAUUAAUUUCAGUGAUGGUAAGAUGUCUAUUUGGUGGUUAGUUAUAUAGAAAAAUGAAUAAUUAUAAAAAUGAAAGCUUUCCGCCAUGAACUCUGAGAACUCCCAAGUUAAAAUACAUGGAUAAGGGGUAAGAUGGUAAUAUCCACACAAAAUCUAAUUAAGUUGAACAAUGUGACAAGAAUCUUUAAUACGCAAUUAAUUUAGAAUUUGAAACGACAAAAAAAAAAAAAAAAAAAAAAAAAAAGAGUAAGUACAGCAAUUAAGGUUUGUCAAAAAGACAUAGAAAUGAAACUUAACUGUUUUUUUUUUUUGGACAAAAACACUCUUGAAGGUUCAAAAGUGGAUAAAGACACCCUUAACAUGAAAAAUUGACCAAAUUACCCUUUAAUCAUUUAGUGACCUAUUUAACUCUACAAUAUAAAAAAUUGAACCAAUCUGCCCUUAUGAACAAUUUAUGCAUAAAAAAAGAUAAAUAAAUAAAUAAAUAAAAUUGGCAGUCUCUCUCUCUCAAUAGACCAGAAGGCUCUUCCGAGAACACUCAGACCUAUACUCCGAACUGGGUUGCUCAAACUUAGGCCUUCGGCCAUGCCUAGAACCAUAUCCUGGUCCCUCCGGUUCCGGCCUUCGGCCAUACCCACCCCUAAAUUCUGAAUCUGUUCAUGCCGCCGUUCAGAUAGUAGACGCGAUGGC
Messenger RNA from Cornus florida, 2960 nucleotides. RefSeq lists its product as uncharacterized. The record is from RefSeq and is a predicted model, not a curated record. NCBI's taxonomy places the organism in Eukaryota, Viridiplantae, Streptophyta, Magnoliopsida, Cornales, Cornaceae. The coding region runs from base 1439 to 2065 and encodes 208 amino acids. The transcript is spliced from 2 exons.